Phragmites australis (common reed) is the source of this 979-nucleotide messenger RNA. Its product is annotated as phosphopantothenoylcysteine decarboxylase subunit VHS3-like. Lineage: Eukaryota; Viridiplantae; Streptophyta; Magnoliopsida; Poales; Poaceae. The record is from RefSeq and is a predicted model, not a curated record. The coding region runs from base 149 to 649 and encodes 166 amino acids. The transcript is spliced from 4 exons.
CACAAAAACCCUAGCGCGCCCCACGCCGAGCCCAAAACCCUAACCUCCUCGCCUCCCCUAUUAAAGUCUGCAUCCAAGAAACCCGCUGCCACUAGGCGCAUCCGCAUCUCCACCCUCUCCUCGAGCGCAGCGCAGGCAAAGUGUAGAGAUGGCGGCGGCGGUGCUCGGAACGGAGAGGGCAGCUGAGGCGGCGGCGGCGGCGGCCGUGCUGGCAGUCGCAGCUGCCGCCCAGAGGCGUUUGGCCCUGCUAGCUCUCGCGAUUGAAGCUGUAAACAUUGGAGUGGAUAUAUUUAAUGAAGACGAGCGGGCUAUUUACAAGCAACUUGGCAGAAUCAAAUCUGAAACUUUCCCUGAGACUAAGGAUGCUGGGGGAUCAGAUGACGAUGACGACGACGACGAAGAUGAGGAUGAUGAAGGUGGAGAUGAUGAUGAUGAUGCCGAGGAGGAAUUAUCUGGGGAUGAAGAAGGGGGUGAAGAUGAUGAUGACGAUGCUGAUCCUGAGGCUAAUGGUGAAGGAGGGAGUGAUGACGAAGAUGACGAUGAAGACAGUGGUGAUGAAGAUGAUGAUGAUGAUGAUGACGACGACGACGAUGAAGAUGAGGAAGACGACGACGAUGAGGACCAGCCGCCUUCCAAGAAGAAGAAAUGAUCUGGCUUCCUACAUUCUGCAUCCACCUCCUUCGCUUGUUUCAGGCUGUUGUGUUGUUUAGAUGAUGGAACAGGUUUGGGACCUAUGUAGCUUGUGGCUUGUUUGUCAGGUCUCAUAGAAUUGGAAAACUUUGACAUCUGAUGUUAAAUUGUUAUAUUGUGUUUUCCCCUUUGUGCAUGUAGUCGUUAAAUGCUGUGUUUAGUGGGAUCAUUUUACUGUUAUUUGGAGCUGUGAUUCUGUAUCAUGCAUUCAAUCCAAUUCUUGUUACUGAGGCCUGAAGUGUAAUCGCUAACAUGUAGAUACUGUAAGCAUCAUGCAAUGUUCUCUCAA